Molecule: messenger RNA, 2358 nt
Organism: Leishmania major strain Friedlin
Lineage: Eukaryota; Euglenozoa; Kinetoplastea; Trypanosomatida; Trypanosomatidae
Exons: 1
Coding region: 1-2358 (785 amino acids)
Source: RefSeq, a predicted model, not a curated record
AUGCAGUCGUUCAACGCCCCCUCAGCAGCCAUGGCAGGGUCUACACUCGCCUCGCGGCACAGCAGCGGAGCAACACGGCCGCUAUCACCGCUCUUGCCGCAGUCGCUCAGUAUGGAAAGUGAAGGACCGCUUGCAGGCACGCCGGCCGCCGCACCGGUGACAGCUUCGUCCACAGCGAGAAUCGUCACCUCGAAUGCCCCCACGUGCAUGUCUGACGCUCAUGAUUCUGUCAGUGUGACUCAACACCAUGUCUGUGUCUCUGUGUCCUCCGCCGUUACGUCGCACGCGGCAUCCACGUCUCCCACGCUGCCACCGCGACGACCACGCAAGUUGGCACUCGCCUCAGCACACAUGGUUGUUUUACCGCACGGAUCUCACAGAAACGGUAGCGGCAGCGGUGAGGAUCUGCUGUCCGAGCACACCGCCACCCCCCCGACGCCGUCUCCCGCGCUAGACGCAGACCCUUCGAGGCUGUGCGACAUGCAUAGCUUUCCAGACGGUGAACCGUGGCCUUCCAAUGACCCGGCUCACGGGGGCUUUGGGCCUCACCAUCGGCACAUGCACACACUGCCGCGGCUGUCGGAGGGCGCACUGAGUGCUCCAGCGGAGUCUCGGACUGCCGAUCUGCUGCCUCCAGCUCCUCGUCAGGGCGACGUCGGUGCCAUUUCUGAUGCCGAAGGCGCCGUCGUGCGUGCGCACACCUUGUCUGUGUCCGCGACAGCGGCGACCCUAGCCUCUACCAGGUCGCCAGCCAGGCGUGCAAGUGUGCUGCCGCCCCCACCGUCCCCCACGUUCGAAAGUCCUGCUGUGCCGACCUCUCCCCCGUUGACCAAGGAUAACCAGGACAACAUGAGCCCCAGCUACAGCUGCAGUAUGAGUAUCCCGUCGCCAUCGCCGGCAUUCAGUCCUUUCACGCAGCAGCCGUCGCCGCCGCUAAGUCCUGCCAUCGUGGCGUGCUGUCCGGCGCGGGGAACGGAACAGAAGGCCGUGCAGCGCCAACGAUCUGAAAGCGUGCCGCCGAGCGCGGUCGCGCACAAGCUGCUGUCGACAGGGUGUACAGCAGAGCCGGACAUGCCUGUGGUGCACCCCGCAGCACGUCGCCGCUCAUCAUACGUCUCCGGCAGCACCAUGCUGGGCUCUUUUUGUCUUACGGAGGAUGGUGUCGAGAGCAGCGACGGGGGCGCUACAGCAACGGCGGACACGCCACUAAUGCGAUCCAACACCAGCCGAGCUACCGCCUUCUCCAGCGCAGCUGCCGCCGCCGCCAUGACCACGACUAGCGCCACACCUUACACGUUGCCUUCGCCGACCACCACACAACGGUGCCGAAGCGCCUCCGCCAUGAUGCGAUACGCAUCCACUUUCUUGAGCAAGGAUGGCUCCUCUGUAGAUGCCAGUGCUGCUGCUGCUGAGGCGGCGCUGCUGUCCACACCGUCGCAGUCAACGACCCACCCACCGUGCGCUCUCUCCUCUGCGGUGGUCAGUAGAAUGCAGAACGACAGGGACAAGGACAACGGGGAGGUCGCGGCUACGGUGCCCGCCGUGGCGGUGACACCUGCGAUGCCGUCGACGUACCAUCUGCUCACAGCGCCGGCGACAGGCGCGCGAAGUGAUGACCUCUCCUGGUUUCUUCCAUCCUUGCCUGAUGGCCAUGCUCCAAGCUUCCUUGCCGAAGCUCCGCAGCAUCUGCGCGCGUACCUCGCCGCCGAGUGCGACAGAGCCAUGCGUGCCGUGCAGCGGCAAGAGUUGUGGGCGGGGCAGACGGCCGCCGGCCGCGAAGAGCUGCGGCGACAGGUGGAGGGGCAUAUCGUCGCGAAGCACCACAAUCGGGCGGAGGGGCUGCGCAAGGAUGCCUCGGCAUGGCGGCUUCCCCUGGAGGCCCUGUGGCCAGAGCAGCCGCUGCGUUCGAACAAGGCUGUUCUGGUUCUUGACGAUGGUAAGAGCAGCGCGCGUUCUGCUGCUGAUACAACGAUUGCCGUCGCCGGGGAUGCACUUCCGUCGUUGGCUCUCUUCCCGCGACUGAUGAGCACUUCAUUGCCCUGCAUGGAGUUCAGGCGGGGCACGGCGACGCAGCCCGAGGUACACACGUCGACGCCGACUCGCACCGAGCCCGCUGGAGACGAACAGGAUGCGGUCGCCGUGGGAUCACCUGUAGAGAAGGGGGAUGUGGAGGACAGUGCCAUCUUUGAAAAGUCAGGGCUGGCGGAGUCCCAGGGGCGGCCAAGCAGAAGCGAGGCUGCCGCUUCAGUGCCGCUGCCGCCUGGUGCGCCACGGUCUCGCGCGUCUGUAAGCUUCUUGGGCUCAUCCCUGUCGUAUGAGGCGGCAUUGCUGGAUGCAGCGCAGGAGAUGUCGGGAUAG